Molecule: messenger RNA, 597 nt
Organism: Linum trigynum
Lineage: Eukaryota; Viridiplantae; Streptophyta; Magnoliopsida; Malpighiales; Linaceae
Source: the annotation of a GenBank genome assembly
AUGGACGUAGCUGCACCGGUUAUUGUUGCAUUUACUAGCCUGAAUCUCUUGACUUGGAAUGUAGGCGCAUCAAACAUCUCUGCAACUCGCAUUGUCGUGUCCCCAAGGGUAUUUCAGAAUCAGUCCCUGGCUGUGUACUUUGGUGAUGCUAUAGGGACCAUAGGAAUUUUACCAAUUGAAUGUGAUACUCCUCAGAAGGCUUUGACAAUCUACCAUGAUUCCUUCCGAACAAUUCCGGAACUUCAGCUCAUUCAGUCCACUGCUUCAAUGGGUGACAAGUUCCGCUGCAAGGUCACAAUUACCGACAUAGAUACAACACGAGACUGGUGCUACCUCGGUUGUGCUAUCUGUUGCAAAGCGGCGGUUCGUCAUGAUGCUCCAUUAUGGUGUGACAAAUGCAAGGCAACAGUCCUCCUGCAUCAGCUGAAACAAUGCUUUCAUAUUCGGCUGAUGGGUCAGGAUGAUGAUUCGGCAUGCGCUCCUUUUUUGUUGUUAGGCCAAACUGCAGAAACACUUCUGUUGGUGUCCGCCAAUGCUUUAUUUGCUGCUUCCCCUGAUCGUGUUAACGGGUACCCUUCAACUAAAUGUACUAUGUAG